Messenger RNA from Cynocephalus volans (Philippine flying lemur), 1846 nucleotides. It is a transcript of the gene POLR1G, whose product is annotated as RNA polymerase I subunit G. NCBI's taxonomy places the organism in Eukaryota, Metazoa, Chordata, Mammalia, Dermoptera, Cynocephalidae. Gene Ontology annotation, biological process: transcription by RNA polymerase I. The record is from RefSeq and is a predicted model, not a curated record. Gene Ontology annotation, cellular component: RNA polymerase I complex. The transcript has 3 exons. Gene Ontology annotation, molecular function: RNA binding. Bases 27 to 1565 code for a protein of 512 amino acids.
GGGUCGGAGCAGCCCUGGCUGCUGGGAUGGCGUGUGGUGUGAGUCCCGUCCUGGAAGGGACUCAGUGCGGCGGUGCUGCUCGGUUUUCUUGUCCUGCCAGCUUUACCGUGAUGCCUCCAGCCUCAGAACACCGUCGUUUCUCCUUGGAGUCACUGACUGGCCCAGAUACGGAGCUGUGGCUUAUCCAGGCCCCUGCAGACUUUACCCCAGACUGCCUCAAUGGGCGGCUGGUACCCCUCUCUGGCUCCCAGAUUGUGAAGGGCAAGUUGGCAGGCAAGCGGCACCGCUACCAGGUCCUCAGCAGCAGUGGCCCCCAAGCUGGAGAAGCAACCCUGCUGGCCCCCUCAGCGAAGGCGGGAGGGGGACUCACCUGUGCCCCAGCCCCCCAGGGCAGCCUAAGGAUCUUUGAGGGUCCUCAAGAAUUCCUGUCAAGGACCCCUCUGCAGCCUAUUUCAUCAAGUCCGCCACCACAGAUUCCCCCUGGCCUGAGGCCUCGGUUCUGUGCCUUUGGAGGCAGCCCACCAGUCACAGGGCCUGGGUCAAUGUUGGCACUAAAGUCACCCGCCUCAGGGAAGAAGAAAAAGAAGAGACAGACACCAGAGGCUUCAGUCACUCGGGAGGCAGUAAAUGGGUACAGGGCCCUGGAGAUAGAUACAGCUUUGGAGUCCCCAGAAACACAUGUGGGGAAGAAGAAAAAGCAGCAGCUGAAAGAACCAGAGGUGACAGAGCCCACAGCUGAGAUGUCAGAAUCUCCAGGAAUGCUGUUACCAACCACCACUAAGAAAAGGAAGAAGGCCAAAGGGGCACAAACAGUCAAGCCAGAAGUGGGGAUGCCGGAGCCAGAAGAAAAGACAGUGGAGCUGGAACUCGUGGUUAAAACCGAGCCUCUGGAAGAGACAGUCCAAUCCCCCACCAAGAAGAGAAAGAAGCAAAAGGGGACAGAGGGGAUGGAGCGGGUGGAGGGGAUGAUAGUUGAGUCACAGCUGCAGGUGAAGGUUGAGCCACAGGAGGAAGCCAUCCCACUGCCCCCCAUGAAGAAGAGGAAAAAAGAAAAGUGGCAAAAUGUGAUGACCGAGCCAGGGACUGAGGCUCUGGAGCCAAAGGUGAGUCCUCUGGAGCUUCAUGGAGACCUGAAGCCUGAACUGCCAGAUGAAGUUGAGCCUCAGGCUGAGACAGCUCUGGCAUCCACCAAGAAGAAAAGGAAGAAAGAAAAGUGGCAAAAUGCCAUGGUGGAGCCAGGGACAGAGGUGCUGGAGCCAGGGACAGAGGUGCUGGAGCCUGAGCUGCCGGCAUCCACCAAGAAGAAGAAGAAAGAGAGAGGAUGCAAAGUGACAGAGCCAGGGACUGGGAUGACUGACCCACCAAGGGAGACAGUGGAGCUUGAGACCAAGGCAGCUCCAGCAUCCACCAAGAAGAGGAAAAAGCAGGACUGGGAAAGCUGGGUGCCAGAGACAGCACCCCAAAAGGAGAUGCCAGAGCUGCUGCUGAAUCCGGAGUCUGGGGAGGUGGCUCCUAUGGAAGGACGGGAGAAGAAGCGGAAGAAGCUGCAGCAGGACCCUUUGUAGUCUCCCUGGAGAAAACUGAGGGAAGCUGAUGGUGGCUACUGGGGGCCAUCAGAAGGUGAGAGCACAAGAACCCCUCCCCAGCGAUUGCACCAGCAAACCCAGCAGGAGCCUGGACUGCAAAAAUGCUUUAUUAUUACACGGGGGACUCCUUGGCAGCGGAGGUCAUCAGGGCACUUUCAAGAAGGGCUCAUGUAGGACAUCAAACAGCCUCCGGGCCUGGGACACAGAGAGAAAGAAAUGAGGAACCAGUCAUUAAACGAGCCUUUUGUUUGGUACAUCCA